This is a messenger RNA of Pangasianodon hypophthalmus (striped catfish), 1214 nucleotides long. RefSeq names its product carbonyl reductase 1-like (gene cbr1l). The record is from RefSeq and is a predicted model, not a curated record. The coding region runs from base 203 to 1036 and encodes 277 amino acids. NCBI's taxonomy places the organism in Eukaryota, Metazoa, Chordata, Actinopteri, Siluriformes, Pangasiidae. Gene Ontology annotation, molecular function: carbonyl reductase (NADPH) activity. The transcript has 4 exons.
UCCUGGACGACUUACGGUUGGCUCAAAUUACACUGUAUGUUAGUGACUACUGGCUCUUUCAUUUGGUUCAUUCUCCUGGCUCCUUCAUUUGGUUCAUUCUCCUGGCUCCUUCAUUUGGUUCAUUCUCCUGGCUCCUUCAUUUGAUUCAUCUGGUUCACUCUAUCAUUGUAUAGGGUAAUUAAUUAUUGCACAGAAGCAAAAUAUGGCUUCAAAGGUCGCUGUUGUCACUGGAGCCAAUAAAGGCAUUGGACUGGCUAUUGUGAAAGGACUUUGUAAAGCAGGCUACAGUGGAGAUGUUCUCCUCACCGCUCGGAGUGAAGCGCUGGGAAAGGAGGCAGUAGAGCUGGUGAAAACCGAGGGUUUCAAAAAUGUCGUCUUCCAUCGACUCGACAUCUGCGACCAAAGCAGCUGCCUGGCGCUGGGAAAGUUUUUGAAGGAGAAGUACGGAGGCCUGGAUGUGCUCAUCAACAACGCGGGAAUCGCUUACAAAGGGAAUGCCACUGAGCCGUUCGGGGAACAGGCUGAAGUCACCAUGCGCACCAACUUCUGGGGAACACUGUGGGUGUGUCAGGCUCUGUUCCCCCUGCUGAGACCCAAUGCCCGUGUGGUCAAUGUGUCCAGCUUCGUCAGCAAGCGGUCUCUGGCUAAAUGUAGCCCAGAACUCCAGGCAAAGUUGAGAAGAACAGACAUGUCUGAGGAGGAGCUCUGCACACUGAUGGGGGAGUUUGUUACUGCUGCACAGAGUGGAACUCACGAGGCUCAGGGCUGGCCAAACACAGCUUAUGGUACCACCAAGAUCGGUGUGACUGUUCUGUCAAGGAUCCAGGCACGGGUUCUUAAUGAAACCAGACCUAGAGAUGGCAUCCUCCUCAAUGCCUGUUGCCCAGGCUGGGUUAGAACAGACAUGGCUGGUCCAAAUGCCUCCAAGAGCCCAGAGGAAGGAGCAGAAACUCCAGUGUACCUGGCAUUGUUGCCAGCUGAAGCCAAGGAGCCACAUGGACAGUUGGUUUGGGACAAAGAGGUGCAGGAAUGGUAGAGGGAAAAUAGAGAAAUAGUAAACAGAACAAAAUGCAUUACAACUAAGGACUAAUUUCUACUGGAUAAAGCAACUUCAUUUUUAUUAAUCUUGCAUGACAUAAUAAUAUCGGUUAUACCAUGCAAUAUUUUUUUCUACAAGUCUAUGUUUAAUAAUAAAAUGGGUAGAUGUAAUGUUA